Molecule: messenger RNA, 3099 nt
Organism: Knipowitschia caucasica
Lineage: Eukaryota; Metazoa; Chordata; Actinopteri; Gobiiformes; Gobiidae
Source: the annotation of a GenBank genome assembly
AUGGACGACUGUUUUCUGCGAGUUUGUGUUGUGAUUGCUCUUAUUUGCGGCGCUCAGGCCACAUACUCCUACCACGCGUCGCGGUGUGAGUGCGGCGGUCUGUCUCGGUACUGUCUGCGAGAUGCUUUGGGCCUGCGCUGUGUGGACUGUCAGGGUAAUACAGAGGGCCGCCACUGUGAGCGCUGCAGAGCUGGCUUCUACCACCAGGGGGCGCAGAGGAGCUGCACGGCCUGCCAGUGCCAUGCCGCAGGUUCAGUGAGUUCUCAGUGUGACAGCAGGGGGCGCUGUAGCUGUGCAUCUGGCUUCACUGGACACAAGUGUGAUCUGUGCGCAGACGGACAGACGAUCGGAGCAGACGGGUGCAAACGCAGCCGUUCGAACAGACAGGAUUCUGGGAGUUGGAGUCCGUCUUGCUUCUGUUUCGGUCACAGCUCUGAGUGCUCCGUGCAGCCAGGAUACUAUGUCCACAACAUUAGCUCCAGCUUUUCUGAAGGUCUGGACGGCUGGAGGGCUGCGACUCCGGACGGAAACACCCCCAGGAACGUGCACUUCCGCUGGUCGCCACGACAUCAAGAUGUGGAGGUCAUCUCCUCCAGCAGCCUGCCGGUGUACAUGUAUGCUCCAGCACGCUUCUUGGGGGACAAGCUCCACAGUUAUGGUCAGAACUUGUCCUUCGCUCUGCGUCUGGACAGAGGAGUGAGACAUCCGUCAGUCACAGAUGUCAUCCUGGAGGGGGCGGGCCUUAGCGUGUCCACUUCACUUGGAGACCUGAGACACAGCGUCCCCUGUGGACAGAAGCUGCACUACACCUUCAGGUUGGAUGAAAAGCUCUGGAGUCCUCAGCUCAGCUCCUUCAUGUUCCAGACGCUGCUACAGAACCUCACAGCCAUCAAGAUCAGAGCCACCUUCGGAAAUGAAGGUCGGGGAUACCUGGAUAACGUCUCCCUGGUCUCUGCCCAUCCCAGCCCAGGCACAGCUCCAGCGAGGUGGGUGCAGACCUGCCAGUGCCCCCCUGCUCUGGAGGGCCAUCAGUGUGAGCGCUGUUCCCCCGGAUACAUGCGCACCCAGGCCAGCCGAGGGUCCUUCAGUGCCUGCCAGCCCUGCCAAUGCCCCAAAGGCAGCUGUGACGCACUGACCGGAGAAUGUCUGUCCUCUGACGACAACAACCAGGGCUGUCCCACCGGAUACACAGGAGCUGGCUGUUCCGACUGUGCAGAGGGCUUUUAUCGGGAGAACGUUCGUGGAGACGGCUUCCCUGCUCCCUGCCAGCCGUGCGAGUGUGACCAGCAGGGGGCAGUCUCCACACAAUGCUCCUCCUCUGGGACGUGUGAAUGCAGACCCGGGUUUGAGGGUCAGAAGUGUUCAGAGGCCAAGUGUCCGGCCUGCUUCAACCCGGUCAUCACACGGCUGGACCAGUUCUGGCUCAGAGUGCAGGACCUGGACUCACUGGCGUCGGACCUGGACCCCUCUAACUCUGACCAAACAGAGGCAGCGCUCAGGGCCGCCCGCAGGCAGCUGGAGGAACUGCAGGACGACCAGAUCCUGGCUUCAGAUGCAGAGAGGCGCCUGAAGAAGCGUCUGACCUCAGUGACCGCAGAUCAGCUCAGAGCAGAGCAGCAGCUGGACCGUGUGUCUCAGCGCGUGCAGGACGUCCAGGACCAGCAGGCCUCAUACCGGGACAAGCAGGACACCACCCAGGACCUGAUCCAGGACAUGAGGGGGCUCCUGCGGCAGGCCAGGGCCGCACUCACAGCUCUGGAGCGUCCUCAGGCGGACUCCCCCUCGGAGCAGGCAGACACCAACCCUCUGACCUCUCUGCUGGACAAGGCUCUGGACCUACUGAAGACGCAGCAGUCGGCCGCCUCCUCCGUGGCUGAGGACUCGUCUGUGGCGGCGCAGGACACUCAGCAGAGCGCCGAACUGCUCCGACGUGUGCUGGAGCGCGAGGGGAAAGUCCAGCAGAGCGCCCAGGACCUGAAACGCACGUUCGAGCAGAUCUCCGCUGAGGUGAAGGAUCUAGAGGCACGUGCUCCUGGGGUCAGCUCUGACGCCACAGACCAGAGCAGGAAGGCCGCCGCCCUGCUGAAGGACCUGCUGAACCUGGAGAAGCAGCUCCCCACCUCCUUGCAGGCCGAGGCAGACGCCAUGAGCUCUGGUGUGGACCGUCUGAAAGCAGAGGCCGAGGGGAACAUGGAGGACCUGGACAGACUCAAAGCAGCUACAGAGGAGGAGCAGAGCAGCGCUGUGAAGCUGCUGGACCAGGGGAAGGCCGCGCAGGAGACCUUUGACAAACUGGUGGACCGAGUGGACCAGGCCAAGUCCGACACUGAGGACGCUCUCAGGAGGAUCAACAGCAACACGGCCUCGCUGGAGGACUCUCUCAGCACUCUCAAAGGUUUUGAGCAGCAGAUGGAUGGAGCCAAAUCCCUUGCAGACGCCGCCAUCGCUCGUCUUCCGGCCAUCCAGGCCACGGUGAAGUCUGCCCAGAAGGACAACACUAAUGCUCAGGGCUUGGUGGAAGCCGUAAGGGAGCAGCUGGACCAGGCGGGACAGGGGAGGGACCAGCUGAAGGCGGCUGUGGAUAAACUUGAGGCCUCGCGGGUGCUGCUCCCUAGUGGCCUCCUGGAGAAUGCCACUGUCCUGAGGAAUGACGCUGAGCAGCUGGAGGCAGACUCCUUCUCCACUGCAGACACAGUCAGGAAGGAGCUGGAGGAGGCUCGCAAACUGAAGCGUGACUCAGAGCAGGGGGUGGAGGAGGCGCAGGCGGCUCUGGAGAACAGCCUGAGGAGCAGGGACGCGGUGAGGAGGACCCUGAGGGACGUCCACAGCAUGAUCAACAGUCUGAAUGGCUCAGAGCCCCUGGACCUGUCCCGGCUGCAGCGUUUAGAGCAGUCCCUGUUGGAUGCGCAGAGGGACCUGACCCUCAGCCUGGGGCCCCGUCUGGAGCAGCUGCAGGAGAAGGAGAGGGCCCACAGGCUGCACCUCCUGGGCCUGGAGCAGAACCUGUCCACUAUCCUCUCAGAUAUCCAGAAUGUGGAGGACAUACUGAACACUGUCCCCAAGGGCUGCUACAACAACCCACCUCUGGAGGAGGCCUGA